CGAUUUAAGAUUUGUAGCCAACUGUGCCUUGCACGGCAUCUACGCCAUUCUAGUGUUUUCGUAUAUCUUUCAGCCCUAAGUUAUCAAUCGAUCAUCAGAAUCAAAACUCCACCCCUCAAAAAAAGUUAAAUCUUAAAUCUAACAAAUCCCCGGCGACGAAAACCUUUACAAUCGGAAAACCGGCUGCCAAAGAAUCAAAACCUUCGGCGCUUUCUUUUUUUCCUCUUGUUUCCUUCUCCUUAUCUUUUCCCAAACCCUCCACAGUUCAUCAGACUUCAGAUUGAGACGUUCAAGCGGUCAUCGAAGAUCGAAGGUUCUCUCUUUCUCUCUCUCGAUCGAUCUUGAUACCAUUUGCAACUACGCUCUGAACCUUCAUGGGCUAAGUGUGGCAUUUCAUGGGAGGUAGAGAGGACGCUGAACCACCUUCAAAACGUGCCAAAGUUCCUUCCGAAGAUUUGGAGAAUUCGCCAUACAACUCAUCUUAUACAAAUUCCAUAUCUGGCUCUUUGGGAGACUCGAUGGCCAGGCCGUUAUACUCCCAAGGAGAUGGAGAAAGGAUUGGUUCAAAAGGACUGAUCAAGAAGCAUGAGUUUGUCAGAAUUUUAACUAGGGCGUUAUACUCUCUCGGAUAUGAUAGGACUGGAGAUCUUUUACAGGAAGAAUCUGGGAUACAGUUGCACCCAUCUGCUGUAAGUUUGUUUAUGCAGCAAGUACUGGAUGGAAAAUGGGAUGAAAGUUUGGCCACAUUGCACACUAUGGGUCUUGCUGAUGAAUCCGUUGCAAAAUCUGCAUCUUUCUUGAUAUUGGAACAGAAGUUUUUGGAGCUUUUAAAAGACGGAAAACUCAUGGAUGCUCUAGGUACUCUAAGGAAUGAGAUUGUGCCCCUUUCCAUCAAUAAGGGACGAGUUCAUGAACUUGCUGCUUCUAUUAUCUCACCUUGUCAGACUGUUGUACUUGGGCUUUCUAGUCAAGAUGCUGGUGAAAACUCAAGGUCAAGAUUUCUUGAGAACUUGCAGAAGUUGCUUCCUGCAGCAGUUAUGAUUCCUGAGAGAAGAUUGGAACAUCUAGUUGAGCAGGCUCUUGACAUGCAGCGAUUAAACUGUGUGUUCCACAACACUUUGGACAGUGAACUGUCCUUGUUGUCAGAUCAUCAGUGCGGGAGAAACCAGAUUCCUUCCCAAACAUCACAGGUAUUGCAUGUGCAUGAGGAUGAAGUAUGGUUCCUGCAAUUUUCUCACGAUGGGAGAUAUUUGGCUUCAUCGUCCAAAGAUCGAUCAGCAGUCAUAUGGGAGGUCAAAGAUAAUGGUCAAGUGGUAUUGAAGCACUCAUUAACUGGUCACCAGAAGCCAGUGUUGACUGUUUCAUGGAGCUCUGAUGAUUGUCAGCUUCUGACUUGUGGACUGGAGGAGGUUAUCAGACGCUGGGAUGUUAGUUCUGGUGAAUGUCUUUAUGUUUAUGAAAGACCAGGUGUUGGUCUUGUAUCCUGUGGAUGGUUUCCAGAUGGUAAGGGGAUUGUCUCAGGCAUGACAGACAAGAGCAUUUGCUUGUGGGAUCUGGAUGGAAGAGAGCUGGAAUGUUGGAAAGGGCAGCGAACGGUGAAUAUAUCUGACAUGGCGAUAACUGAUGAUGGGAAGAGGAUCAUUAGCAUUUGUAAGGAAACUGCCAUCUUAUUACUUGACAGGGAAGCAAAAUUUGAGAGGCUUAUUGAAGAGGAGCAAGUAAUUACUUCAUUUUCAUUGUCAAAGGACAACAAGUUCUUAUUGGUUACUCUUAUAAACCAAGAAAUCCAUCUUUGGAGCAUAGAGGAAGAGGUAAAGCUUGUUUCCAAAUAUAAAGGUCACAAGCGUACUCGAUUCGUCAUCAGAUCUUGUUUUGGUGGAUUUGAGCAAGCAUUUAUUGCCAGCGGGAGUGAGGAUUCACAGGUAUAUAUAUGGCAUAGGGGAACCGGGGAGCUUCUAUCAGCAUUGCCUGGGCAUUCUGGAGCUGUCAACUGUGUCAGCUGGAAUCCAAUAAACCCCCAUAUGUUGGCUUCAGCUAGUGACGAUCAUACUAUUCGAAUAUGGGGUCUCGAUGAUCUCAAGUCUGUAGCUACUCACAGCAAUGGCUUUUUCCACAAGUCCAAUGGAAGAAUUUGAGGUGAUAAUUAAAGAGUUGGAAACUUCCUCGAAAUCAUGAUCGAUCGAGGUUACAUUCUAGCUUUAUCUGUUUGUAUAAAUUCCCAUUUCAUUGGCUUUUCUUUUCUGAAAACAGGCGAUAACUGUGUCAAAUAUGUAGCCUACUGUGCCAAUAAUCCCUUUUAACUCGAUUGCCAUUGUUUUACUUCUAGUGCUGCUUUUCUUUUAUCUGGUCAGACAACUGGUUACAGAUUACCAUCUAAUUGUUCUGUUCUGUUC
Molecule: messenger RNA, 2393 nt
Organism: Rhododendron vialii
Lineage: Eukaryota; Viridiplantae; Streptophyta; Magnoliopsida; Ericales; Ericaceae
Product: WD repeat-containing protein 26 homolog
Exons: 5
Coding region: 396-2135 (579 amino acids)
Molecular function (GO): protein binding
Source: RefSeq, a predicted model, not a curated record